AUGGAUGAGAAAUGGAAGCCAUCGAAGAAGGACUUGAUGAUCGGCAGCAUUACUACUUCAACUAGCCAAUAUUCAUGUUCUUCUUCUUCUUCUUCUUCCUCUUCUUCAAAGUUUGGCUUCACAAGAAGUAGCUCAACGAGAAGCUCAUCUUCCAAGUCUCCUCUUCUGCGAAGCUUCUCGCAGAAGAGCUCAUCGUCUAAUAACAAUAAUAAUUCCAAGUGCGCCGAUCUUCCCCGGAGUUUUUCGCAGAAAAACUCCUCCAUCGGUCGCAAGUGUAGCAGCCUCGCUAAGGAACACAAGGCCAGGUUUUACAUCAUGAGGCGAUGCGUCGCCAUGCUUGUUUGCUGGCACAAACAUGGUGAUUCUAGAGAAUAA
Molecule: messenger RNA, 375 nt
Organism: Morus notabilis
Lineage: Eukaryota; Viridiplantae; Streptophyta; Magnoliopsida; Rosales; Moraceae
Exons: 1
Coding region: 1-375 (124 amino acids)
Biological process (GO): negative regulation of cell population proliferation
Source: RefSeq, a predicted model, not a curated record